UGACAGCAUAGAACGAAAAUAUAAAUAAUUUCGCUCCCCUCUGACGAAUCCGUUUCCCCCUAUCCCUUACCUAUGGCUUCAAAUUCAAACAUAGAUAUAGAGGGUGCAACCCAGCAUCUUCGUGACAUAUUAAAGUUGGAUAGACCCGGGAACAACGUAGUCGCAUCUCCAUGUGAGAACCAAAGAAAAACAUCUUUCAAUGGUGAAUUGAAUGGACUUCGACCGGGAGCUGGCAAAAGGUCAUCCAUGGAUGAAUCCACAGGCCGUAAUUCGGAGAACAUGAACGCCCAAGAGUGCCAGAUCAUCUGCCUCUCUGGGGAUGAUGGCUCCACUUGCAUUCCCAUCACAUCAAACAAUGUUGAAAUUGUGGCCAGUCGAGACUCAAGCAUUGACAGCAAGGCCCGUGGCAGCAACAAGGUAAAAAUCCAGCCUGUCGCCAAAUACGACUGGGAGCACAAGCAUUACUACGGCAACCUGAUUGCAGUUUCUAACUCAUACCUGGCGUAUGCAAUCCGAGGAGCAAACAACCAGGCCAUGAUCCGUGUGUUGAGCCUGGGCUCCGCGGAGCGCACCCUGCUGAAGGGCUUCACUGGUGCAGUCACAGACCUGGCCUUCGCCCAUCUGGACUCCACCCUGCUGGGAUGUGUUGACGAAGCUGGCAACCUGGUCAUCUGGCAGCUCACCUGCCACAGCAGCAAGAUCCAGGAUCAAGUGGUUGUCCACAUCCGGAGGCCUGAAGACACACCUCUAAACUCCAAUAGGAGGUUGAUCUGGUGUCCCUUCAUCCUCGAGGACAAUGAAGAGAACCCUGAGGAUGCUAGCCAGACCUUGGCCCUGCUGCAUGAAGACAGGGCUGAGGUGUGGGAUCUGGAGAUCCUCCGCAGCAACAAUAGCACCUGGCCAGUAGAUGCCACUGACCUGAAGGACGGCGUUAUAACCAUAAAAGGACAUACAGAGCGUAUAAGUGAAGGUGCCCUGUCUCCGGAUGGCACAGUCUUGGCCACAGCCAGUCAUGAUGGUUAUGUAAAGUUCUGGCAAAUCUACAUUGAAGGACAGGACCAGCCAAGAUGUCUGCAUGAGUGGCAGCCCCACAAUGGGAACCCCCUCUCCUGCCUGCUGUUCUGUGACAACCACAAGAAACAGGACCCAGAUGUUCCAUUCUGGCGCUUUCUGAUUACUGGAGCUGAUCAGAACCAGGAGCUGAAGAUGUGGUGCACAGUGUCAUGGACCUGCCUGCAGACCAUCAGGUUCUCUCCAGACCCGUUCAACUCCUCAGUCCUGCCCAGUCUAAAGGCCAGCCUGGACCUCUCUGCAGAAUGCCUCAUCCUCAGCGACGUACAGAGAAAGGUGUUGUAUGUGAUGGAGUUGUUGCAGGACCAGGAGAAGGGCCAUGCCAGCUUCACAGCCGUGUCCGAGUUCCUGCUUACACACCCUGUACUCAGCUUUGGUGUUCAGGAUGUCAGCCGCAGCCGCCUGCGCCACACAGAGGUCCUCCCCCCAGAUGAGGAGAGCGAGAGUAUGACUGCAGAGGGCAACCAGGGCCCAAUGGAAUCCAGAGCUGGGAUACAAAUAAAGCUAUACUGUGUCCACACAAAGUCCCUUCAAGAUGUGCAGAUCUGGUUCCAGCCAAACCUUGGGUCUGGCUCGUCCUUAUUUCUGCCUCACUCAGACUCAAACGACGGCUUUGGUUUUUCGGAUCACUUGACAGACAUGAGCAUGGAAGGUUUGAGCUCUGACAAGGAGUCCGGAUGUGGCUCCCAAAAUGAUCUCCGUAAGAUUCCCGCCCUUCCUGCUCCUGCUGACUUCAUGUCCCCCACUGGCGCCGCCGCUAUGCCCAAGCUCAUGACCCCUGACGCCUUCAUGACCCCCAGUGCUUCAGUCCCAGCCUCCCCAGGCAGCAGUGCCAGCAGCCUGAAAAUGGUGACAGCCAUGACCAGCAACUCUGACAGUGGCGCCAGGGGAGGAGAGGAGCUGACCCAGAACCCCAAGAUGUCUAUGGAGAGCAGCAGCAGUAGCAGUCUGACUCUCAGUGCGAGCACCAGCAGCCCCAGAGCCAGCUCCCUUCUCAUCUCAGGCCUAGGGGACAACAUGCCGGUGCUUCCCUCUCCAAACCCGCCCCUCUCGAUGGACCCACAGGUCAUUGAGCCUAUGCUGAUUCAGCAUGCCUCUCCCACCCUGGCCCGCUCUCCAGACGUCAUCUCAUCUGCCUCCACGGCCAUGUCACAGGACAUCCCUGAGAUCGCCUCUGAGACGCUGCAGCGAAGCCUGGGGGGUGUGUCUGGAGCUGAAUCCCGAGACUCUCUCCCAGCCCUCCACACAGACAGCAUGGCUUCUGCAGCCUCAGCCCUUCACCACCUCUCUCCACGGAACCGGAACAACUCUGACCACGGCCACCUGACCCUAGAGCUGGGUGCUGGAGCAGUGGAGGCGGAGCAGAGGCUCAGUAACACUCCUUCACUACUGGAGAAUGCCCUGUCACAGGAGAAUGCUGCUGCAGCCGCCGCUGCCUCCUGCUCCGACAACAACACAAGCCACCCCUGGCCUGCAGCUCCCGACAUCACACGGGAAACGCGCAACAGCCUGCGGGACAACGGCCUAGGAGACUGCUCAAGGGAGGAAAUGAAGGACAGACACAUGUCCUCUCCAUACCACAGACGCACCUACCACUUAACCCAGAAUGACAGUCAGGACGCCAGUGCAGAACAGAGUGACCAUGAUGACGAGGUGGCCAGUCUAGCGUCGUCCUCCGGGAACUGUGGAGCCAGGUCGUCUCAAAGACUGCCAGUGAAGGAGUGGAAGAGCUCUCCCAGAGGCUCCCCUAAACUCAAGAGGAAGAGUAAAAAAGAUGAUGGGGAUGCAUCUCAUGCCUCUCAGUCCAGGCAGCCUGAGCAUCAUAAUCAUCAUCAGAUGAACCCUGAGGUGCAGGAAGAGCUGCUGAUGCUGCUGCGUAACCAGCAGAGGGAGCUAGCGGAUCUCCGUCAGAGUCAGCUAGAGCUGCUGCAGAGAGUGACGGGCCACAUGGACGCAGUGCAGAGCUCUGUCAUAGCCCAUGUGGAGCACGUCAUGGUCAGCCAGCAGGAGCACGAACAGAGGAGAAUGGAGAGAAUCCUAGCAGAGGGACAGAACCGUAACCAGCAACUCCAGGAGCAUCUCUCCCAGCAGCUGGCUCAAACUCUCAACAACACCCUGUGUAACCGUCUAGACAAGACUCUCCGAGAGGAGAUGAAGAAAACCGUUCCUCCCACUAUUAUCAAGAGUCUCGAGCCUGUUACUGCCCAGAUGAAUAACACCAUCGCUGCUAAGCUGACGGCUGUGGAGGCAGCACUGAAGGAGAACGUCAGCAAAGUCGUCAAGUCAAAGAACACCACAGAUGCAAUCGGCCGGGCAGCUGCUGAGGCAAUGCAGGGGCCUAUCCAGGCUGCCUACAAGGAUGCGUUCCAGAGCAUUGUGCUGCCUGUGUUUGAGAGGGGCUGCCAGUCUAUGUUCCAGCAGAUCAAUGACAGCUUCAAGCAGGGAACACAUGAGUAUAUCCAGCAACUGGAGACCCAUGUGAAGAGCAGGAAGCAGCGUGAGCAGGAGGGCCAGGACCCUAUGAUUGGCCAGCUGCAGCAGAUGAUUGACACGUUCCAGAAUUCUACAGAUCAGCUGGCCACCACUGUCACAGCAAGUGUCCGCUCGGAGGUCCAGCACCAGCUCAACAUGACGGUGGGAAACCUGCAGGAAUCAAUCCUGACCCAGGUGCAGCGCAUAGUGAAGGGUGAGGUGAGCAUGGCCAUGAAGGAGCAGCAGGCAGCUGUGACCUCCAGCAUCAUGCAGGCCAUGCGCUCUGCUGCAGGCACGCCCGUCCCUACCCCACACCUAGACUACCAGGCCCAGCAGGCCAACAUACUGCAGCUGCUGCAGCAGGGACAGCUCAACCAGGCCUUCCAACAGGCCCUGUCAGCCUCUGACCUGAACCUGGUUCUGUAUGUGUGUGAGACCAUCGACUCCCAGCAGGUGUUUGGCCAGCAUCCCUGCCCCCUGAUCCAGCCAGUGCUGCUGUCCCUCAUACAGCAGCUAUCCACUAACCUGGCCACACGCUCUGAGCUCAAGAUCAGUUACUUGGAGGAUGCUGUGAUGAACCUGGACCAUGGUGAUCCGGUGACGAGAGACCACAUGAGUACUGUGCUGUCCCAGGUCCGACAGAAACUGUUCCAGUUCCUGCAACAGGACCCACACAGUCCUCUUAGCAAGAGAGCCCGGCGCCUGGUGAUGAUGCUUCAGGGCCUGGUCAAUCACUAGUUCUGUACUUGUUUCUGCUCUGCUCCCAUACAGUUAGAAUAUGGUGCAGUGAGUUUCAUUGAGGUGCUGAGGGGAGUGGCAUUUAGUUAAAGAGAUGUGAGCAUGUUGUGUAAUUGCUCUGAUCUUCCUGUACCCUCGGCUCGCUCUGAUGCAUUAUACAUUGCAAUUGAAUUUAUUUUUUGUUGUCCUCAUUUAAGUGGUAAAAAUGGCAAGAACUGACUGGGUUUUCCCAUUUUGGACUUGUAGAUUUGAAGGAUUUUUCUGUUUGAAACCCACUGUUCAUCAUAAGAUCUAUGAACCUUGCCAUUUGCUUAUUUCAGUCCAUUUCCCUGUCAUAGCAGCAAGAGUUUGUUAGAGGAAAAAAACUAUCCUAAAUGUAGACUGUCGAAACAGAUGGGUGGGCCCUUUAUGUUUUCUGUAUGUUCAACCAUUCUUUUAAAUCCAAAGUUCUGACUUUAGUUCAGAAUGGUAUUUUGCUUUGAAUCUGCACUGUUAGUAUUGUAAUAAAGCCUUUCUCUGCUCUUUCCUAUA
Molecule: messenger RNA, 4812 nt
Organism: Salvelinus namaycush (lake trout)
Lineage: Eukaryota; Metazoa; Chordata; Actinopteri; Salmoniformes; Salmonidae
Product: enhancer of mRNA-decapping protein 4-like
Exons: 29
Coding region: 73-4281 (1402 amino acids)
Biological process (GO): deadenylation-independent decapping of nuclear-transcribed mRNA
Cellular component (GO): P-body
Molecular function (GO): protein binding
Source: RefSeq, a predicted model, not a curated record